GCUGGGAGAGGGAGGCGCGGGCCGGGCGAGCGCAGCAGGUCCCCCGGGUCGCCGGCGGGGCCCGGGUCCGCGCUUCCUCCUUUCUCCGGCUCGCUGCGGCCGCGGCCCCUCCUCCCGCGAGCUCCCUCCCCCUCGCCGCCGCCGCCACCGCCGCCGCCGCCUCCUCCCUUUCUCUCGGUCUGUCUCUCCCGGCCCGGAAUCCACCCGGCCGCCCCGCCGGAGCGGCCAGGCCGCCGCCCGCCAGCGCCGCGCGCCCCGCUGGGGUCCGCCCGGGCGCGUCUGGAGCCCGCGGCCGCCGCGCAGGACAGAAUACGGAGGCCGAGAGCGCUGAGUGACCUGUGGAGCCAUGACAGGCUGAGCCAGGAUCUGAACGAAAGCAGGUUCAGGCUCGGGAUCCAUUUCAGGCCGUUUCUGUGUUUUGCUGGAGGAAGCUGUCAGGCAUUCUCCUGUCAAUGUGGCUGCCCAGUUGUUGAAAGACUGUGCCGUCACCGCUGAGUUGUCUCGGCGCCCUGAGGCCCUGCAGAUGCGGACGUUGAAGCCUAGAGAAGGGGAGCAACUUGCCUAGAGACACACAGCAGGAGAGGUGGAACAGCCUCUCGGCCAAGACCCUGCUACAGCUGGUGUUUGUGUCAGGCCCCCAGACUGUCCCCAGAUCCACUGCGGUAGCCCUGCUGCCUACUAGCCAGGACCAUGGGCAGCAACAAAAGCAAGCCCAAGGAUGCCAGCCAGCGGCGCCGCAGCCUGGAGCCCGCGGAGAACGUGCACGGGCCGGGGGGCGCCUUCCCAGCCUCACAGACACCGAGCAAGCCCGCCUCCGCCGACGCCCACCGCGGGCCCAGCGCCGCCUUCGUGCCCCCCGCGGCCGCCGAGCCCAAGCUCUUUGGAGGCUUCAACUCCUCGGACACUGUCACCUCCCCGCAGAGAGCGGGGCCUCUGGCAGGUGGGGUGACCACCUUUGUGGCCCUCUAUGACUAUGAGUCACGGACAGAGACCGACCUGUCCUUCAAGAAAGGGGAGCGGCUGCAGAUUGUCAACAACACGAGGAAGGUGGAUGUCAGCCAGACCUGGUUCACAUUCAGAUGGCUGCAAAGAGAGGGAGAUUGGUGGCUGGCACACUCGCUGAGCACAGGACAGACCGGGUACAUCCCCAGCAACUAUGUGGCGCCCUCCGACUCCAUCCAGGCUGAGGAGUGGUACUUCGGCAAGAUCACAAGACGGGAAUCGGAGCGGCUACUGCUCAAUGCUGAGAACCCAAGAGGGACCUUCCUCGUGAGGGAAAGUGAGACCACAAAAGGUGCCUACUGCCUCUCUGUGUCCGACUUCGACAAUGCCAAGGGCCUCAACGUGAAACACUACAAGAUCCGGAAACUGGACAGCGGCGGCUUCUACAUCACCUCCCGCACCCAGUUCAACAGCCUGCAGCAGCUCGUGGCUUACUACUCCAAACAUGCUGACGGCCUGUGUCACCGCCUCACUACCGUGUGCCCCACGUCGAAGCCUCAGACCCAGGGCCUGGCCAAGGAUGCCUGGGAAAUCCCUCGGGAGUCCCUGCGGCUAGAGGUCAAGCUGGGCCAGGGCUGCUUUGGAGAGGUGUGGAUGGGGACCUGGAACGGCACCACGAGAGUCGCCAUCAAAACCCUGAAGCCAGGCACCAUGUCUCCAGAGGCCUUCCUGCAGGAGGCCCAAGUCAUGAAGAAACUGAGGCAUGAGAAGCUGGUGCAGCUAUAUGCCGUGGUGUCGGAGGAACCCAUUUACAUUGUGACCGAGUACAUGAGCAAGGGGAGUCUGCUGGACUUUCUCAAGGGGGAGACAGGCAAAUACCUACGGCUGCCCCAGCUGGUGGACAUGGCUGCUCAGAUCGCCUCGGGCAUGGCGUAUGUGGAGCGGAUGAACUACGUGCACCGGGACCUCCGAGCCGCCAAUAUCCUGGUUGGAGAGAACCUGGUGUGCAAAGUGGCUGACUUUGGGCUGGCCCGGCUCAUCGAGGACAACGAGUACACGGCCCGGCAAGGUGCCAAGUUCCCCAUCAAGUGGACGGCGCCUGAAGCCGCGCUGUACGGCAGGUUCACCAUCAAGUCCGACGUGUGGUCCUUCGGGAUCCUGCUGACCGAGCUCACCACGAAGGGACGAGUGCCCUACCCUGGGAUGGUGAACCGCGAGGUGCUGGACCAGGUGGAGCGCGGCUACCGGAUGCCGUGUCCCCCUGAGUGCCCCGAGUCCCUGCACGACCUCAUGUGCCAGUGCUGGCGGAAGGAGCCCGAGGAGCGGCCCACCUUCGAGUACCUGCAGGCCUUCCUGGAGGACUACUUCACAUCCACCGAGCCGCAGUACCAACCCGGGGAGAACCUAUAGGAACUGUGUGCGCAGGACUGUCGCCCCUAGGCUUUGGGCUGUCACCUCUGUGGCACCCACCUCCUUUCAUCCUCUUUCUGGGGCUGAGUUGCCUCGGCAAUGCCCCUUUGGAGCAUGGAAGGGCUUCAGGGACAGGGGCAGCCUGGAAGGGCAGGUUGAGGCUGGUCCGGUGACUGUCCCGUGGCCUGCCCUGGCUGCAGGCCCUCUCUGUGCAUUCUCUGGAACCAGCCUGCUCCUCGCAGCAGACACCAGGUGAAGGGCAGGGCUGUGGGGUGGCUUUCCAACCUCAGCCCACUCCACUCACCUGGCUCCUCCCCACUUUCUUCACCCUGGGUCUGUUUCAAGCUGGCCAAAGAGCCUUUCCAAAGAGGAAUGAGGCCCAGCCCUUGGCCUAUAUGUACUUCCUGCCCUUGGCUAUCCUUGUUGGAGGCUUCUGGGUAGAACACUGGGUCUGGAGCUCCCUGCCAUGGCUCUCAGGCUGGACAGCCCAAGGCCCAACACAAGUUGGGGUGUGAGGAUGAGUACUCCCUCUCAGCCCUGUCCUCCACAGGGAACCUUGGAGAUCAUUGACACACUGCCCUCAUUUCUCUGUUGGAAAAACUGAAUCCAGGAGGGGCUGUGAGGUGGGCUUAGCACCUGGUGCUCCCUCUGACUUCCUCAGGAACUAAUGAGAACUGUCCUCAAAGGCAGUGGACAGGCUGGGGCCUGAGACUGGGCUAAAGGAGGCAGAGUUCUGCCACCACGGAGGCCCACGGGUCUGUUGUGGGGAAAGGCAAGCAGAUGCUGAGCCAGGAAUGACGGCUGGACCAUGAGGGUGUGGAAUGGGCUUCAGUCACAGUGUGGAUGGCCUUUGACCUCCAGAGCCAGUGUGAUGUGGGGUGAGCUCCCAGGCUGCAGACACAAGCCAGUACAAGUUGAAGAGCUAAGAAGAGCCUGGUCAUCCUCCUCCAUUUGUCCUGAUCAUUUCAACCCCUGGCCCCUGCUCUCCUGCCUAUGCUGGGACCCCUUAACUCAGGGGGAGGGAGGAGAGUUCCUCGGCCAGGGAAAUGAGGGCAAGAUUCCUCCCUGCUGUGCACCGACACUGGCCCUGCCCUCUCUCUGAGCUACAGUCUUUGCCCCUGUGGCUAUGGCCUCUGCCAUUGGCCAGCCCCUGUAUAGAUCCCGUAGCUGGGCAUCUAAGGGGAGCACAGCCCUGGGACUGCAGCCAACUGACUGCUUGGUCUUUGGCUUUUCUGCCCAGCCUUAGGGUAGGUGGCUUCUCUCUGCCUCAGUUUUCCCAUCUGUAAGGUGGGCAGUUGAUGAUUUGUGGCAUCUCAACCGAGGGGCCCUGUGUGUGUAUGUGUGUGUGUAUGUAUGUGCCUGUGUGUCUUCCCUUGUGUCCAUAUUUAACAUGUAAAAACACUCCUACUCUGUCCCCAGACAUGAUCAUUUCACUCAUUGCCCCAUCACAGCAAUAAUGCCCCUGCUGCCGGGGAUUCCAGCCAGCCAGGCCCUGCUUACAGGGAAGGAGGCUAAGCAGGGCCUGCCCUGACAUUUCUACUUUCCUCCCAUAGUCUCUUGCUUAAGUCUCCCCAUGCACCUGGCGAGUCUGAUCUUGCCAUCCACUUUCCCCAACCCCUACUCUAGCUGCCCAAGGACCUCUGUGUAAGGUGGCCUCAACUUUCAACUGUCCACUUUUCCUUCCUUCAUUCCUUCCCCUUUCUUUCUUUCUUUCUUUCUUUCUUUCUUUCUUUCUUUCUUUCUUUCUUUCUUUCUUUCUUUCUUUCUUUCUUUCUUUCUUUCCUUUCUCUCUUUCUCUCUUUUCUUUCUUUCUAACAGUAUUUUGUAGAUUUCAGAUGACUAUGCAGAGGCCUUGGGGACCCCAGCUCUGGGCAGGGCAUGGGGAUCCCACAUUCCACGGCCCAGGCUUGGGGCGGGAGGGAGGACCCAGAACUGGUUGUACAUACUUUGCAUACUGUCUGAUUAAACACAAACAGACCUCA
Molecule: messenger RNA, 4334 nt
Organism: Meriones unguiculatus (Mongolian gerbil)
Lineage: Eukaryota; Metazoa; Chordata; Mammalia; Rodentia; Muridae
Gene: Src
Product: SRC proto-oncogene, non-receptor tyrosine kinase
Exons: 17
Coding region: 691-2352 (553 amino acids)
Biological process (GO): innate immune response; cell adhesion; epidermal growth factor receptor signaling pathway
Cellular component (GO): extrinsic component of cytoplasmic side of plasma membrane
Molecular function (GO): growth factor receptor binding; non-membrane spanning protein tyrosine kinase activity; ATP binding
Source: RefSeq, a predicted model, not a curated record